Messenger RNA from Aureobasidium pullulans EXF-150, 1790 nucleotides. Its product is annotated as tRNA methyltransferase complex GCD14 subunit. Bases 168 to 1676 code for a protein of 502 amino acids. Gene Ontology annotation, cellular component: nucleus; tRNA (m1A) methyltransferase complex. Lineage: Eukaryota; Fungi; Ascomycota; Dothideomycetes; Dothideales; Saccotheciaceae. The record is from RefSeq and is a predicted model, not a curated record. Gene Ontology annotation, biological process: tRNA methylation. The transcript has a single exon.
AAAGCUCUCGUGGACCCUUCAGCUGCCUCCUGCCAAAAGUCACCGCAACAGUCACCGACCGCGGCCGGAGGUGCCCCACUUCUCCGCAAUCCUUGGCAUACCGCCAGUCUGGACGUUCAGAAAAAUAAUGCGACACGGAUUCCAUACGGUCAAAUAUACACACACCAAUGGCUACCUCGGACUUCAAGACGUCGCCCUUUCUGGACGCUGGAGCUGCCGCUUCGAUCGGUUCACUGGCAAUCUUACAUCUCAAACGCGAUCAACUCAUCCCUCUGAUUCUCAAGUCAAACGCAGACGACGGCUAUGCAGAAGGCGCCGUCACAAAUACUCGCUUUGGUUCUUUCCCGCAUUCGACAUUGAAGGACAUUCCAUGGGGUACCCAGGUCCGCGCAUCCAAGGUCGAUACUGGUUCAAGAGGCCGCGGUGGUGCUAAGCGCAAGAUCGACGACACUGAGCCACCGAAAGAGGCCAUCCAGGCCGGCACUGGCUUUGUACAUUUGCUACCACCCACUCCCGAGAGCUGGACCAUCAGUCUGCCCCACCGAACACAGGUCGUCUACACUCCUGACGCCAGUUACAUCUUACAAAGGCUUCAGGUCCGCCCAGGCCAAACAAUCAUCGAGGCCGGUGCCGGUUCAGGCUCAUUCACACACGCUUCAGCACGCGCUGUCUUCAACGGCUACCCUUCACAAGCCUCUUCAGAACCGUCGCUCAAGAAACGCCGCUAUGGCCGUGUCUGCAGUUUUGAAUAUCACGAGCCUCGCGCCAUCGGUCUCCAGGACGAAGUUCGUGCUCACGGUCUUGAUGACCUUGUCCGCGUGACACAUCGCGACGUCUACGGCGACGGUUUCCUGCUCAACGAAGAAGACCCCAAGAACAAGUCGCCAAAGGCUGAUGCCAUCUUCCUCGAUCUCCCCGCUCCCUGGAUGGCCCUCAAGAACCUCACUCGCCAGCGUCUUCCUGCACGAACCGCAAGAAUCGUCGCCAACUCUGCCUCCUCCGACUCUGCCGACAUCUCCGCUCCUUCAGAAUCAGAAACACCAACCGAGGAAUCCACCGAACCUUUCAUCUCGCCUCUCAACCCAAACGUCCCCAUCCACCUCUGCACUUUCAGCCCCUGCAUCGAACAAGUCACGGCCACGAUUGCCGCCCUCCGUCGCCUAGGCUGGACAGAAAUCCAAAUGGUCGAAGUAAUGCAGAAACGUAUCGACGUGCGACGAGAACGUGUUGGCCUACACGAAGAAGGUCUCCGCGGCGUCAAUGCCUCAGCAGCCACCGUAGACGAAGCUGUCAACCGCUUGCGUGAAGUCGAAGGCCGAUUUAAGGAAUGGCACGACGCUGUCAAGGAAGCAGACGAAGUUGCAGAAGCAAAUGGACAGCCCAAACCUAAACCCAGCAACACUCAAUACCCAGCCAGCCAUUUCGAAAGCAAGCAAGCUAGAUUGGAACGUAUCAAGAAAGAAGCAGAAGAGAGAAAAACAUACAAGGAGGGAAGACUGGUGCACAGAACUGAGCCCGAGAUCAAGACGCAUACAAGCUAUCUGGUCUUUGCUGUGCUACCACGGGAAUGGAGCGAAGAGCAAGAAGAGAAGUUGAGGAAGAAGUGGGGCACUGAGGGUAAGGUUUCUACUGAGGAUGUGCCCAAGAAAGGCGGCAAGAAGGCCAAGAAGAACUAGAUUAUACACAUCGCUUGCGUAGACUAUUCGAGAGUAGAAUCAUAAUGCAAUUCCUCUCAACACCAGUGGUCAAGCACUGCUUUCAAUCCACACCUCUUGACAACUUAAAAAGGU